GAGAGGACUCUCCAGCGAGCCAACGACUGAGUGGAACUGUAGAGAGAGAGAGAGAGAGAGAGAGGGAGGAUGAACGUUAUAUGCUGGGAAACGACGACGACGCGAUGGUGGUGGCCUACCUGAAUUGGCGUGGAUCGCCCUGCAUUGGCCUCCGCUGGGUUCAAACCUGGACUAUGCUCCUCCUAAACGCCGUCGCGUUGGCGGCGCUCCUCGGCGUGGCCGCCGGCCAGGGCCUCAGCUCGCCGUCUGACCUCGCCGGCCUCUAUAGCCUCCGCGGUUCGCUUGGGCUUCGCGCCCGGGACUGGCCCCACCGCGCUGACCCCUGCUCCGCCUGGGCCGGGGUCCGCUGCUCCGCUGGCCGGGUCGUCUCCCUCCACCUCUCCGGUCUCCGUCGCACCCGCCUCGGCCGCCUUGAUCCCCGUUUCGCCGUCGACGGCCUGCGUAACCUCACCCGGCUCCGGGCCUUCAACGCCUCCGAGUUCGCCCUCCCCGGCCCGAUCCCGGAAUGGUUCGGCCGCCUCCUCCCGCCGUCCCUCGCCGUGCUCGACCUCCGCUACGCCGCGGUCGUCGGCCCCAUCCCGUACUCUCUUGGCGGCACAUCCGGGCUCGUUGUCCUCUCCCUAGCCGGCAACGCUAUCACCGGGAACGUCCCACCGACCUUGGGGAAGCUAGGAAACCUCUCGGUGCUCGACCUCUCCUGCAACGCGCUCACCGGCUCCAUCCCGAAGUCCAUCGUGGCAAUCGCCAACCUCUCGUAUCUCGACCUGUCCUCAAAUUUCCUCUCCGGCACGGUGCCGCUAGCUCUCGGCGCGCUUCCGGCACUGAAAAGCCUGAACUUAUUCAACAACAGCCUCACCGGGUCCAUCCCGGCACAGCUCGGUGAUCUCUCCUCUCUCAUUGCUCUCGAUCUCAGCUUCAACUCCCUCACCGGCGCACUCCCCGAUGAUUUCAGAAACCUCAGGAAGCUCCAGGUUUUGAACUUGCACAACAACUCAUUGACCGGAGGGCUGACAGAUAGCUUGUUCUCCGGCCUCUCCCGGCUUCGUUUUGUAAGACUGAGCCACAACAACUUCUCGGGUGCCUUACCGGGUUCCCUUUGGUCUCUCUCAGAGCUACAGAUUCUUGAUUUCUCCUAUAAUAAUCUCACUGGGAUGCUUCCGGACCUCACGCCGAGCAUUGCCAAUGUCAAUACCAGUAGUGUCAUCCUCAACCUGUCCAACAACAUUUACCAUGGGUCGAUCCCUUCUGGAUUUCAAAUCCUUUUCUCCAGGUCUAGAUCGGUGGAUAUUUCUGGGAAUUACUUCCAAGGCCCAUUUCUGAUGGCUACUAGGAAUAAAAAUGUGUCUUUUGGAUUGAAUUGCAUUAGUGAUGCCCUGAACCAAAGGACUCCAGAUGAUUGUGAGAGGUUCUAUACCAAGGGGGAACUACUUAAAGGUAGCGCUAUGGCUCCAAUUAAUCCUCCAGCACCUUCAAGCACUUCCGGUGAGAAGAAAGGCCAUUGGAAAUUGAUGUAUAUAGUGAUAGUGGCUUCUGGGGGGGCUUUAGGACUUGGGAUCUUAGUUACUUUAGUGUGCUGCCUGAGAAGCUGUCGACGUGAGAAAUCUGAACAAAAGGAGAUUAAUGAAGCUGCUUCCCCUUCUAAACAGCCUUCUGGGAUCUCGUUGAACCUGUCAGCUGUAGGAGAGGUUUUCAGCUAUGAGCAGCUGGCUCAGGCUACAUCGGACUUCAGUGAAUUUAACCUUAUAAAGCAUGGACGUUCAGGAGAUUUAUACCAUGGCACCUUAGAAGGUGGAGUUCGUGUGGUGGUAAAGAGGAUAGAUAUGCGAAAAUUCGGGAAGCAGGAUCUUGCAGCGGAAUUAGAUUUGUUUGCCAGGGGUUUGCAUGAGAGGUUGGUGCCAUUCCUAGGACAUUGUUUGGACAAUGCUAACGAGAAGCUCCUUGUGUAUAAAUGUGUGCCAAACAACGACUUGUCUGCUGCAUUGCAUAUGAAACCCGGGCAGGAAUACCUUGGUUUGCACCCAUUGGAUUGGAUAAAAAGAUUGAAGAUUGCAAUAGGAGUUGCUGAGGCCCUUUACUACUUGCAUCAUGAGUGUUCACCACCAAUUGUUCAUAGAGAUCUGCAAGCAAGCAGUAUUCUUCUUGAUGAUAAAUAUGAAGUGAGGCUUGGAAGUCUGAGUGAGGUAUGCGCUCAGGAAGGGGAAGGCCACAAGAAUAUCAUCACCAGGUUAUUGCGAUUGUCACAGGCACCAGAACAAGAUGUUUCUGGUCCUCCUGCAACAUGUUCAUAUGAUAUAUAUUGUUUUGGUAAGCUAUUGCUUGAGCUGGUCACUGGUAAGCUUGGCAUUAGUGGGUGGAACGAUGCUGCAACAGUUGAGUGGAUUGAACAGACUUUGCUUUACGUCAAUGUGCAUGAGAAAGAGCUUGUGGCGAAGAUUGUGGACCCGCUCCUUGUUGUAGAUGAGGACCACUUGGAGGAGAUUUGGGCAAUCACAAUCGUAGCAAAGUCAUGCCUAAAUCCAAAGCCCUCCAAACGUCCACACAUGGGAUACAUCCUGAAGGCAUUAGAAAACCCUCUGAAGGUGGUAAGGGAAGAUGACAAUUCUGGCUCUGGUAGACUGAGAGCAACAUCAUCACGAGGUUCAUGGAAUGCUGCUUUCAUGGGCAGCUGGCGGAACAGCUCCUCUGACGUUGUCUCUGUGCCUGGCCAAUCAAGGGAGAAUCAGAUGCUAAGGCGUUCUGCUACAACACUAUCUCAAGGCAGCGGAGGGGAUCGUUCAUUCUCCCACAAGAAGCCAUACAAGGAGAUCUUUCCAGAGCCUUCAGCAACACAUGAUAUCAGCGAUCGAUGAUGAAUAUAUUUUUUAUGAUUCUUCGAGUAAUAAUUCUUGGUGGGUUCCCUAUUCGAGCAUCUGCCUGUCAGAAUCCGACACAUGAGCCCUUAACACUGCCAAUGCCGAUUGAGUAGUGAUAGGAGUGAUGAUUUGUGUUGCAGAUAGUUCUUUCUCUUCUGUACUUGCUGAUGCAUUUGCAUACGCCACUCCUGGUGGAGGAAGAGGUCUCUGAAGCAGCAAGAUAGAGUGUGCAGUUCUAAUGGCAACGGUUGUCAGUCAUAGGAAUAGAUGCUGAUUUCUGAUUGUUUGCAGUUCUAUUUGGUUCAUCUUUCCCUCUCCUUAUGAACAACAAGCUGCAGCAGUUUUUCCUUGCUAUAUAUUUCCUUCUUUGGUGGUAAUUUGAGGUGAUGUACAUUGAUCGGUUUCAUGUCACAGGUAUGUUGCUUGAAACAUUCUGCAACUUUUGAUGAGCAUAUGAAGAAUAAUUCUAGACUCUA
Messenger RNA from Musa acuminata AAA Group (dessert banana), 3328 nucleotides. RefSeq names its product probable LRR receptor-like serine/threonine-protein kinase At2g16250. NCBI's taxonomy places the organism in Eukaryota, Viridiplantae, Streptophyta, Magnoliopsida, Zingiberales, Musaceae. Gene Ontology annotation, molecular function: protein kinase activity; protein binding; ATP binding. The coding region runs from base 81 to 2849 and encodes 922 amino acids. The transcript has 4 exons. Gene Ontology annotation, biological process: protein phosphorylation. The record is from RefSeq and is a predicted model, not a curated record.